This is a messenger RNA of Spodoptera litura, 3199 nucleotides long. Lineage: Eukaryota; Metazoa; Arthropoda; Insecta; Lepidoptera; Noctuidae. The record is from RefSeq and is a predicted model, not a curated record.
GACGCCGAGGUGUGCGAACGUGUGACGCUCUUUCGAUAUUUGAAACUUUUUACGUAUACGCGUGGUCUGUGAUAGUUAGUGAUAUUUGUAUCGUCAUUUUGUGAUCGUUUUCUUUAAUUAUAAUCUGUGAUAGUUAAAUUUAAGUGAUGUUUUGUUUGUUUAGUGCCAGUGAGUGCGUGAAACCCGAUACGUGUGACGAUGAGAAGGUAGAAAAAGAAAUGCACAGUUGCGAUCCAGUGCCGGUGGCGCCACCGGCGUCUGGGCCCAAUCUCCUCCUGCAGCUGGGCCGGCUCAUAGUCCGGUCUCGAAGCACCAGCCCUGCAACUCGCGCCCCGCCACACGACCGACUGAUCCACGCCAAACUUCUGGCUACUAACCCUUCAACUAGUACACAGUCGACACAGGUCCAGACUCAACCGAAACCAGCAGAGACCGAGGAGCCGAAGCCAGCACAUGAAGCUAAGCUCAACACUCGCGUACAAGCGCUCUGGGAUGAGCAGAUACCUGUUUGUAUUGAGGUGUUGCUAGCUCCGGACUGCCAGGAAUGUUACUCCUCGCUGUGCCGCGACGGCGACUCGUUCGAGAAGCACGCGCACCGCGCACUGCUGCUCGAGAGGUGGACCAUGAGCGCCUGUGUCAAGAAGGGGGACCACAGCCCAGCGUUCAGUACGUCGCAGUGGCUGCUGAACGCCGUGAGGUCACAGCUUCACUUCUCGCAGCUGUCAGCCUGGCUCGCUAGACUCAAGAACACGGAUGAAAGUCCCACCGAACGCAGACGCAAGUUAAGCCGCGAGUCCUGCAAUUACAAGAAGAUCGAAGCGAACUGUGACGACGACCAAUCCGAUCGCAAACUGAACGUCGUUUACUCCAUACACAUAUCUCGAGACAGCUAUAAAAAGUCCGACUUCGUCCGACCUCCUAACGACCAUAAAUUCCCAGUCACCGACAUUGGCAAUAACAUGUACCUCAACAUUAUACUGGAGAGUCUACCCAGACUCGAUGAUAUUCCACACAUCAAAUGCACCUGCCCAAAACGGAAAACUAGCAAAGACACCCCGCCCAAUAUACAUGACGAAAUUGUCGGCAAACUCAAUGAUCUCACAAUAGGUAAUAAGUUCGAUAACGCAGACGUCGUCGACGACAGAAUGCUCACGCCGUGCAGCGAAAACGGGAAACACAAAUGUAACUGCGACGAGGAAUCAGAUGGAAACCGACCUAAGAAACUCGAUGACAAACGGCUCAAGGAAAUCGCUAAAUACAAGAGACGAAUCCGAAAAGAAUGUAAGAUAAAGAAGUUACACGAUAGCACGUCGUCGGAAGGGGAUGGGCUGCAGAGAGCAAAGGAGACCCACACUUCCAUACCCAUCCUCCAAGCUUCGAGGUUCGACAGGUUCAGGGCCAUCGGGUGCUACAGAAACCAAACCUACCUAACACUGCCAGCCACCAGGAUCGAGACCAAGUCACCGUUCAUCGACACUGAUGUACCACCACCAGCUGAGUUCAGAAAAACCAACACGGUAUCAACACAAACCGAGGAACUGUCCUGCCAAUGUGGGAACGUUCUGCAGAUGACGUGCGACUCGUGUAGCGACCGGGGCAUGGUCCGGUCCGAGGGGAACUACAACCUGGCGUCCGUCGACAACCCACAGAGUGUGCAAGAAGAUGAAAAGAAGAUAAAGAAGCAUAAAUGUGAUACAUAUUGUGAUAGUAAUCAUAGUAUUAGUGAUAAUAGUGACAUUAUAAAGAGACCUAAGCUGCGGAGGUUUUUCCCGAUUGUGGACAAAAUCGAGAAGAUUGUGACGGAUCGGUUCGCGCAGAGGGACAAUGAUAUACAGGAGCUGCAGCUGGAGAAGGAGGACACGGUGUUCUCUCGUCCGAGGGAGUCGAAGAGACAGAAGACUUAUUCCAUAAGCAAUGACGACUACGUGUUUUACGAAAAAUGUGACUACGGGACGUUUGACCGAGUGGAGAAUAUUGAGGAGUCGCCGAAGGAGGAGUCUCCCCCGGAGGUGACUGACAAGGGAUUCAAGUUCCCCGAUCCGAAGAAACAGGAUAAUCAAGUGCCGUCCCCGACUGAGAUGGAUAGGUUUCGGUGGCGGUUUGAUUCUGCGGCUUCUAUGGUGUUUCAUACAAAGACUGGUCUGCCGUUGACCUCCAGUCCGGCGCCGCUACGGAGGGGGAACAACUGCUUUGAUUUUGAUGAUUCGAUUAAUGGCAUUUCUGGAAUUAAGAGCGCUCUGUUCCACCCCCCACCGGCUAUGCCGGUGUCCCCCGCGGCGGUGUCCCCCGUCAGCGCCGCGCCGCCUCCCCCACCAGCGCCGGCCCAGACCAAGAUUAAGAUGCGACCCAGUACUGGAUUACUUGGUAGUUUCGAAGAAUCAGCUCUGAAGGGUCGUCUGGAGCCAGUGGCGACGGUGCACGGGUUCACGGCGGAGCUGGGCGCGUACGGGUCGUUCUGUCCCCCACACAAACGUCUGCCCGUCACUGUCUUCUUCUACGCGCCGGGGGGAACUAAUGCACCAUAUAUGGGCCACAUCGCGCUGGGCGCGCGCGGGUACCGCGUGGCGCGCGCGGGCACGGUGCAGGUGUCGCUGUUCAACCCGCACGGCACGCUGGUGAAGAUGUUCGUGGUGCUGUACGACCUGUCGGCCAUGCCGCCCGCCGCGCGCACCUUCCUGCGCCAGCGCACGCUCUACAUGCCGGCCGCCGCCGCGCUGCCGCCGCCCGCCGCGCACAAGUGGCUGCGCUACCUCAUACAUCUCAGAUUCAUGACAUCGAAAUCCGGUAAAUUGUACCUGCACACGGACAUACGUAUAAUUGUAUCUAGGAAAGCCGAUCUCGAUACGGCGACAGCCCAUUCCGCCUUAUUCCGACCUCUGCCGACUAAUUCCGAGCCGACUUCGUCCGAAACCGACCCGACUUCUUCUGACCGAAAACCGAAUCGGGUUUUCGGAGGUUGUUCGGACUUUGACGACUAUGAAAACCAAAAUGGUGUUUCGUAUGAACUUAGGAGUUUCACCUAUGCGCCGGACAAUCCGAAAUAUUCACCCCGAUAAUUCGGACGAUUUCGGUAUUUUCGGAUAUUUCCGUGAUUCUAGUAGUUUGGUGGUUGUCGGUAUUUUUGUUUUAGUGCCUGUAUGUAAUGAUUGUUUAACUGUAUGUAUUAAUGAGAAAAUAUAUUUUUGGUUUUUAUAAUAAC